UUCUGAAAACUAUUGGUCUGAGUUGUCUGACGAGUCCCAAACCAGUCUGAACUAGACCAGACCAUUUUUGGUUCAGGAUUUUGUUCGGUUUUGAAUACUAUGACAAGUUGGGCCGGGGAGAGGUUGAGAGGGAAGAGAUAGAUUGCUCUUUCAUCCAGACGGCAAUGGGGAGCAGAGCUUUAUUUGCAAUUAGGGGAAUAUCAGUAUCCCAUGUGUUGCACCCGCAGAGGUAUCAUGCUUGGUCAUGUGGUUCAAGAGCUUGCAACUUCUCCGCUCAAUCUUCUCUUCUUCCCCCAGACGUACAAAAUUUAGCUGAGACAGCUCGAAUCACUCUCAUCUCUAAGGAGGUUGAGGAAUUUGCUCCCAAAAUUCAGCAAGUAAUUGACUGGUUUGGACAACUUCAAGCUGUUGAUCUUCAAAGUAUAGAGCCUGCACUUAGGGCAGAGAGUGAAGGUGACAAUUUUCGUAAUGACGUGCCUGAAUCAUUUGAGAAUAGGGAGGCCAUGUUAGCAGCUGUUCCAAGCUACGACGAGCCAUACAUCAAAGUUCCCAGGGUUUUGAACAAGGAGUGAUGCUGUUUGGAUAACUACUUCUCUGUAUUAGUCCCUUGUCAAGUAUGUUUUGCUCUUGCAAGUUAUGUCCUGACAUCAGUUGAUAUAAUUACCAUGGUUUUAGUUGGCCAUACGUAUGGAUUGUGGUCUCAGCUUCCUGGGAUUAUGGUAACACAAAUAUUUGAGUUUUAUAUAAUCUGGACAAUGGAAGGAGCUUCUUGGUUCUUA
Telopea speciosissima is the source of this 779-nucleotide messenger RNA. Its product is annotated as glutamyl-tRNA(Gln) amidotransferase subunit C, chloroplastic/mitochondrial. Gene Ontology annotation, cellular component: chloroplast. Bases 165 to 572 code for a protein of 135 amino acids. The record is from RefSeq and is a predicted model, not a curated record. Gene Ontology annotation, biological process: glutaminyl-tRNAGln biosynthesis via transamidation; regulation of translational fidelity. Gene Ontology annotation, molecular function: glutaminyl-tRNA synthase (glutamine-hydrolyzing) activity. The transcript is spliced from 6 exons. NCBI's taxonomy places the organism in Eukaryota, Viridiplantae, Streptophyta, Magnoliopsida, Proteales, Proteaceae.